This is a messenger RNA of Ostreobium quekettii, 372 nucleotides long. The record is from the annotation of a GenBank genome assembly. NCBI's taxonomy places the organism in Eukaryota, Viridiplantae, Chlorophyta, Ulvophyceae, Bryopsidales, Ostreobiaceae.
AUGCAAGGCGCCAGCACCAACAAGCUGUCGGUCGCGGGUGCAGUUGUGGUCGUGGACUGCAUGGCUGGCUGGGCGGAAGACAUCGUCUUUGGAGCCCUCACUUCCGGAGUUAACAAGCCCACGUUCGUGUGCCUGAACAUCGUGCUUCUACUGUGUGUGGUGACCCUCGGUGCCACUCUCCUGCUCUCCAUCGCUGCAUAUCCAUUUCUUGUUCCACAUCUGGCCUUCCUGUUGAUGCUGGCCCUUGGAUUAUGGGCCCUCAUCAUUUGGUUUGUGUGCAAUUUAGGCAUGACAACUUCUGAGCAACAACGAAAGGAGUUGGACGCCGGCACUUCGGAAGGGCCGCAUCAGAAUGACAAGAAGGCAGAGUGA